Molecule: messenger RNA, 3547 nt
Organism: Octodon degus (degu)
Lineage: Eukaryota; Metazoa; Chordata; Mammalia; Rodentia; Octodontidae
Gene: Nlrc4
Product: NLR family CARD domain containing 4
Exons: 11
Coding region: 208-3267 (1019 amino acids)
Biological process (GO): regulation of apoptotic process; defense response to bacterium; detection of bacterium
Source: RefSeq, a predicted model, not a curated record
GAAGUGGAACACGGGUGAAAAAAAAGUUGAAAACACACUUUGGUUCUCCAAGAAGCAGUAGCAACUGGACAGCUCAGUCAGUUUCAUAGAAUGAAGAGUGGUUUUGCAGAAAGAAGAGGACAAUAUUUGGAUCGUCUUUGAUGUGGUCACUUAUAAAUAAUAACUUCUACCAACAUAUAAAAAGGUGGAAAGCUUUGAUUCAGAACUAUGGAUUUCAUAAAGGAAAACAGUAUAACCCUCAUUCAAAGGAUGGGCAUGACUGUUACAAAGCAAAUUAUGGAUGAUCUAUUUGUAUGGAACGUUCUGAAUUCUGAAGAAAUCAGCAUUGUUUGCUGUCAGAAGGUGGAGCAGGAUGCGGCACGUGAGCUCAUUCAUGUGAUUUUAAAGAAGGGCUCAGAGUCCUGUAACCUCUUCCUUAGAUCCCUCGAAAAGUGGAACUAUGCUCUGUUUCAGGAUCUGAGUGGACACAGUCUUUUUCAACAGAUACCAGAUGAAGACUUGGAGGACUUGGCUCAGGAUUUAAAGAUCUUGUAUCAUACUCCAAGUUUUCUAAACUUCUAUCCCCUGGGGGAAGAUUUUGACAUCAUUUUUAAUUUGAAAAGCAUCUUCACAGAACCUGUCCUGUGGAGGAAGGACCAACAUCAUCACCGAGUGGAGCAGCUGACCCUGAAGGGCCUGCUGGAGACCCUUCAGAACCCAUGCAUCAUUGAAGGGGAAUCCGGCAAAGGCAAGACCACCCUGCUCCAGAGAAUUGCCAUGCUCUGGGCCUCGGGGAAGUGCAGGCCUCUGACCAAGUUCAAAUUUGUCUUCUUUCUCCGCCUGAGCAGGGCCCAGGGUGGACUCUUUGAAACGCUUUGUGAUCAGCUGCUGGAUGUACCUGACCCAAUCAGGAGACAGACCUUUAUGGCCAUCCUGCUGAAGCUACGGCAAAGGGUCCUUUUCCUCCUUGAUGGCUACAAUGAAUUCAAGCCCCAGACCUGUCCAGAAAUUGAAGCCCUGAUAAAGGAAAACCAUCGCUUCAAGAACAUGAUCAUUGUCACCACCACCACAGAGUGCCUGAGGCACAUAAGGCAGUUUGCUGCCCAGAUCGUUGAGGUGGGAGACAUGACGGAGCACAGCGCCCAGGUCCUCAUCCGAGAGGUGCUGGUCAAGGAGCUUGCUGAAGGCCUGCUGCUCCAGAUUCAGUGCUCCAGGUCCCUGAGGAAUCUGAUGAAGACCCCUCUCUUUGUGAUCAUCACUUGCGUAAUCCAGAUGGGCGAAGAUGAGUUCCAGGCUCAGACACAAACCACUCUCUUUCGUACCUUCUAUGAUCUGCUGAUACAGAAAAACAAGCACAAACACAGAGGUGUGGCAGGAGCCGACUUCUCCCGGAGCCUGGACCACUGCGGAGACCUGGCUCUGGAGGGCGUGUUCUCCCACAGGUUUGACUUUGAGCUGGAGGAUGUGUCCAGUGCGAAUGAGGACUUCCUGGUGACAACUGGACUCCUCUGUAAACACACCGCUCAAAGGUUCAAGCCGAAGUAUAAAUUCUUUCACAACUCCUUCCAGGAGUACGUAGCAGGCCGCAGGCUCAGCCAUUUAUUGAUGUCUCCUGAGCCAGAGGAGGUGGCCAAGGGGGAUGCGUACUUGCAGAAGAUGGUUUCCAUUUCGGAUAUUAUCUCCCUGUACGGCAACCUGCUGCUGUACACGUGCGGCUCAUCGGCUGCUGCCUCCAGGGCCGUUCUGAGGCACCUCGCAGGGGUGUAUCAACACGGCAGCCUGCUAGGGCUUUCCACUACCAGGAGGCCUCUCUGGAGGCAGGGGUCUAUACAGAGCAUGAACAGCACCACCAAUCAAGAGAUUCUAAAAACCAUCAACAUCAAUUCCUUUGCAGAGUGUGGUAUUAAUUUAUUCCAAGAGAGUGCAUCCAAAUCAACUCUGAGCCAAGAAUUUGAAACUUUCUUUCAUGGUAAAAGUUUGUACAUCAACUCAGAGAACAUCCCUGAUCACUUAUUUGACUUCUUUGAGCAUAUGCCUAAUUGUGUAAGUGCUCUGAGCUUCGUUAAACUGGACUUCUACGGAGGAGCUUUGGCUUCACAGGACAAGGCUACUAGAGAGGAAGUCUCUGAAACCUACAUUCCCAGCAGAGCUGUGUCUUUGUUCUUCAAUUGGAAGCAGGAAUUCCAGACUCUGGAGGUCAUACUCCGGGACUUCAGCAAGUUGAAUAAGAAAGAUGUCAAAUACCUCGGAAAGAUCUUCAGCUCUGCUACAAGCCUCAGACUGUAUAUUAAGAGAUGUGCUGGUGUGACUGGAAUCCUCGCUUCAGUGCUCAGCACCUGUAAGAACAUUUACUCUCUCAUGCUGGACACCAGUCCUCUCACUGCGGAGGACGAGCAGCAUGUCACCUCUGUGACCAACCUGACGACACUAAGUGUUCAUAACCUCCAGACCCGACGCCCGCCAGGAGGAUUACUGGAAACAUUGCAUAAUCUCAAUACCAUCCCAAGGCUUGUGUUGAGUACAUUCAGACUAGAUGGGGAGUCUGCUUUCCGUCUCCUUACAGCUAACGGGCUGACAAACCUGAAGCAACUGUGCCUAUUUCGCUUGACCCAGUUGUCUGACAUUGGAGGAGGGAUGGAUCACAUAAUCGGGUCCCUGUCAGGUGAACCCCGUGACCUCCACGAAAUACAAUUAGUCUCCUGCUGCCUGACUGCAAAUUCUGUGCGCACUCUAGCUCAAAAUCUACACAAUUUGGUCAAAUUGAGCAUUCUUGAUUUAUCAGAAAAUUACCUGGAAAAGGAUGGAAAUGAAGCUGUACAAGAACUGAUCAGCAGGCUCAGCCUCCUGGAGCAGCUGUCUGCGCUGAUGCUGCCUUGGUGCCCGGGGGUACGUGUCAGCCUGGCCAGCCUGCUGGAGCGACUAGAGGGGACCCCGCAGCUCACCAAGCUUGGGUUGAAGAACUGGGGCCUCACAGAUGCAGAGAUUAGAAUUUUAGGUACAUUUUUUGAGAAGAACCUUCUAAAGAACUUCCAGCAGUUGGAUUUGGCGGAAAACUGUGCAAGCAGUGACGGAUGGCUUGGCUUCAUGGGUGCAUUUGAGAGUCUUAAGCAAUUAGUAUUUUUUGACUUCAGUACUAAAGGACUUUUACCUGACCCGGCAUUAGUCAGAAAACUUGGCCAUGUAUUAUCCAAAUUAACUUCUUUGCAAGAAGCUAGGCUUAUUGGAUGGCAAUUUGAUGAUGAAGAUAUCAGUGUCAUUAAAGGUGCUUUCAAGCUAGUAACUGCUUAAGUAAAAGACACCCUUUGCUAAUGAGAACGUGGGGUGCUCUUUACUUUCAGCAUGAUUUAGAAUCCUUGGAAGAAGAUGAGGAAAUGGGAGUUUAACUUUAUGACUCGUACAGUAGUUCGGUGUCUCCUCUCUCCAAGUAGGAUUAUCAGCUCCUUGAAGGGACUCUAGCACAUCCUGUGUGACCCUUGGCCCCAAGGAUACUAGGGGACAAAAACUAGUAUAAUAUUACUUGGUACAGUUCCUGGCAUGUAACUGAUUCAGCAAAUAUUUGCUAAAUAUA